GAAUGGUUCAAUCACUACAAAAAACAAUUCUAAACAUUCGGCUCAAGGGUUAGUCAAUAAUGAGGUUAGAAUUCAACUUCCAUCGGUUAGCCAGAGCUUGCUUCGAAAAACGAAAGAGCAUACCCAAAAGAUUUAUGAUUUAUUUAUGAGAUUGGGGUCAAUAAGAUCAAAUACUGGGCACGAAUCAGGGAGUGUACGAAGCAGCAGCAAGAAGACAAGGUUGGAUAGUUUAUUGAACAGACUAAG
Molecule: messenger RNA, 246 nt
Organism: Dentiscutata erythropus
Lineage: Eukaryota; Fungi; Glomeromycota; Glomeromycetes; Diversisporales; Gigasporaceae
Source: the annotation of a GenBank genome assembly